This is a messenger RNA of Penicillium digitatum Pd1, 144 nucleotides long. The record is from RefSeq and is a predicted model, not a curated record. Lineage: Eukaryota; Fungi; Ascomycota; Eurotiomycetes; Eurotiales; Aspergillaceae.
AUGGUAAAUUUGAUGGCAGAACCGUUAUGUGUAAUUUAUCCUACGUACUUGAAAGCUUCAAAUGGUAAUACAAUACAUCGUACUCAAAUUACAAAACAUUCAACCCCCCACUUUGUAUAUUUCCACUUUAAGCAAGCUCGUUAG